AUGUACCUAGCAGACGCUUCUGAUGCUACUCGCUGCAAGGCCUUUCCAACGACUUUGACAAAGGCAGCGAUGAAGUGGUUCGAUAGCCUCCCCCUUAGGGCGGUUACCAGUUUCGACGACUUCUCGCAUAAGUUUCGCAUGCGAUUUUCAAUUCAAAAUGAUAAAGUCAAGCACGCGCCUAGCCUCUUGGGGGUAAAGCAAGAGGUCGGGAAAACUCUGAGAGACUACAUGGAAAUGUUCAACAAGGCGUGCCUAGAAAUUCAAGACCUGCCUACAAAGGCAGUGAUUAUGGGCCUAGUAAAUGGACUUCGAGAAAGCCCUUUCUCCUAG
This is a messenger RNA of Arachis stenosperma, 330 nucleotides long. RefSeq lists its product as uncharacterized. Lineage: Eukaryota; Viridiplantae; Streptophyta; Magnoliopsida; Fabales; Fabaceae. The transcript has a single exon. Bases 1 to 330 code for a protein of 109 amino acids. The record is from RefSeq and is a predicted model, not a curated record.